CGUCUCCGGGACUUUGCAGAAACAGCGGUGCGUCCCACCCCGACCCUCAUGAGCGGCAGGCAAAAGAAGUUUCCGUUCUCGGGCUAAGAAGCAGGUUUUCCUCUCUCCCGGUCCUUGUGGGGAGCAGCCAUGGGGCCUGUUUUGGUCCUCCCGUUGCUGCCGCUGCUGCUGCUGGGACCCUCUUUGGUGCCUGGAAGUGGAGGAGGGAAGAAGCCCCCCCCAGCCCCCCAUUUCCUGCUCCAGGCGAAGUCCGAGUGCCGCUUCAGCAACGGGACGGGGCAGCCGCAGGUGCGCUUCCUCUACAGGCUCACCUACGACCGGCAGAACUACGCGCACUUCGACAGUGACCUGGGCGAGUGGGUGGCCGACGCCGAGUGGGCGGAGCAGGACGUCCAGCGAUGGAACCGCGACAAGGACCACCUGCGGUUCGGGAUGGCCCAGGUGGAUCGCUUCUGCCGCUACAACUACGACAACAUCUACGGGCCUUUUUCCCACCGGCGGCGGGUUCAGCCCUCCGUCUCCAUCUCCCCCACCAAGGAAGACCCCCUGUCCCCCCACACCCUCCUGCUCUGCACUGCAGCCAGUUUCUAUCCCCUGGAGAUUGAGAUCCAGUGGCUGAAGAACGGGCAGGAGCAGAAGGAAGGGGUCUUUUACGGGGAGGAGCUCCGGAACGGGGACUGGACCUACCAGACCCAGGUGAUGCUGGAGACGAAGCCGGAACACGGAGACGUCUACACCUGCCAAGUGGAGCACGCCAGCCUGGAGGCCCCCAUCACCAUCCAGUGGGAGCCACUGAGGUCGGACUCUGCCAGGAGCAAAGUGUGGACGGGGGCCGUGGGGGCCGUGCUGGGCGUGGUCUUUGUGGCCGUGGGACUCUCCCUCUACCGGAAGAAGAAGAAAGCAACACCCAUCCAACCCCCUGCAGGUAAGGUCUCUCUCUGCACCUCCUCCCCCAAUUCCUUGCGUUGGUUUUUAUCCUGCCUUUCCAAAACCAUUUGUCCAAAGCAGCUGACGGAUAUUUCAAAAUGACCCCGCAAAGCCCACGUCCAGAGUGCAGCUCCUCUGCGGCAUCCGAGAGCAGCAGCCCUGUGGGUCUCUUGCAGUGGGAACAACCAAGCGCCUUGUGGCACUUUGAA
Molecule: messenger RNA, 1136 nt
Organism: Elgaria multicarinata webbii
Lineage: Eukaryota; Metazoa; Chordata; Lepidosauria; Squamata; Anguidae
Product: rano class II histocompatibility antigen, A beta chain-like
Exons: 5
Coding region: 130-1029 (299 amino acids)
Biological process (GO): antigen processing and presentation; immune response
Cellular component (GO): membrane; MHC class II protein complex
Source: RefSeq, a predicted model, not a curated record